Messenger RNA from Leucoraja erinaceus (little skate), 2216 nucleotides. RefSeq names its product unc-93 homolog B1, TLR signaling regulator (gene unc93b1). The coding region runs from base 207 to 1967 and encodes 586 amino acids. NCBI's taxonomy places the organism in Eukaryota, Metazoa, Chordata, Chondrichthyes, Rajiformes, Rajidae. The transcript is spliced from 12 exons. Gene Ontology annotation, molecular function: Toll-like receptor binding. Gene Ontology annotation, cellular component: lysosome; endosome. Gene Ontology annotation, biological process: intracellular protein transport; toll-like receptor 3 signaling pathway; toll-like receptor 7 signaling pathway. The record is from RefSeq and is a predicted model, not a curated record.
UUGCAGAGACGCCGCCUGGACCUGACUCCAGCUUGUUGUGUCUACAUAACAUUCUAUAACUUUGCAUCGGACCCAACUGUUGUGUGGAUAUUGGACAGUGUGUAGGGUGAUAAUGCAAUAGCUGGAGCUAGAACAACAAUUACUGUCUCCACAUUAAUGAGACCACGAAUUAACUUCAGUGAAGAGGCCCCUCCGGUUAAAGGGCGAUGGAUGGAUACGGUUCCCUUGACGAUGGGCGGAAUGGGAUGGCGGACAGGGAGCGACCGGUGACCUUUCACCCCGAUGACGACUCCCAGAUCGAUGAGUUUAUGGGGCAGGAUUACAACGAGGAGGAAGAGGAGCGGCGAUAUUACCGGCGGAAACGUCUAGCCACGCUCAGGAACCUGGUCUGUGCCAGCCUGGCCAGUAUGCUGAUCUACGCAGUCUACCUGGGCCUCCUCCAAAUGCAACUGAUCCUCCACUACGAUGAGACGUACCGGGAGGUGAAGUACGGGAACAUGGGUCUGCAGGACAUCGAUCGCAAGAUGUUGAUGGGCAUCAAUGUAACGCCCGUGGUGGCCCUGUUGUACACACCCGUCCUCAUCAGGUUUUUGGGAACCAAGUGGAUGAUGUUCUUGGCCAUUGGAAUCUACGCCCUCUUUGUCUCCACCAACUACUGGGAGCGUUACUACACCCUGGUCCCAUCAGCCGUGGCCAUUGGUGCGGCGAUCGUUCCACUCUGGGCGUCUGUGGGGAAUUACGUUACUAGAAUGGCGCAGAGGUAUUAUGAGUACCAACAUUACAAGGAGGGACAUGUACAGGAGCAGAGGAAAGCACCAAAGGGGGCCUGUCACCCACACAUCAUCAUCUUCCAAUCUAUCUUCUACUUCAUCUUCAACCUGAGUUUCGUCGGCGCUGAGCUCCCAUCGUUGAUUUUCCUGAACAAGUACCUGUCUCCGGCCAGUCACACGCUGAGCAACGUCCGGAUCUGUGGGAGUGACGUCCGGGGAACGAUCGAGGGUCUGAACCGAACGGUAUUGAACAAACUCCCUCAGAGUCUGAGUCUGAUCAAGGUUGAGAGUGUUCUGAUGGGAACGGCCUUCAUCGCCAUGUUACUGGUGCUGACACUGUGUGGCCCAGCGUACAGACCCACCGAGGAGAUAGAUUUACGCAGCGUGGGAUGGGGAAACAUCUUCCAGUUGCCCUUUAAACAUCUGCGGGAUUACAGACUCCGUCUGUUGUUGCCCUUCUUUGUCUACAGUGGCUUCGAGGUCCUGUUUGUCUGCUCGGGAUUCACUCUGACAUAUGGAGUUUGCUCCCUGGGUUUGGAGUCUCUCCCAGCAUUGAUCAUGGUUUACGGAGCCUCUGCCUCUCUCUCCUCCCUCCUGGGCCUCUCCUCCCUCUGUCUACCUCGGCAGGUCACCCUGCUCUCGGGAUCAUUAGUCCAGGGAGUAUUGCUCCUCGCCCUCUUCGGCUGGUCUCCUCUCCCCAGAGAAACACGUCCAGGACCCGCAGCCGCCCUCUACGUGGUGGCCGCUCUCUGGGGGCUGGGGAGUGGACUGAACAAGAGUGGACUCUCUGCGCUGCUGGGAAUGCUGUAUGAAGACAAAGAGCGCCAGGACUUUGCUUUUGCCGUCUACCACUGGUGUCAGGCUGUGGCCAUCUUCAUUGUCUACCUGUGGUCCUCCACGUACAUGAAGGUGAAGCUGGGGAUCAUGUUCGUCACUCUGAUCGCCGCGGUGAUCUCCUACGUGUGGAUGGAGUGGAAACUCUUCCAGAAAGUUCGAUUCCGGGUGCCCCGGAUUCCUCGACCCCGGCACAAAGUCAAAGGUUACCGGUACCUGGAGGACGAGAACUCGGACCAGUCGGAGGAGGAGGAGGAGGAGGAGGGGGAAGGUGAGGUGGAGAUGGAGGGAGACUCUCCCUCUGAUCCCCUCCAACCGGUGGUACAGCAUGGAGCGACGGAGGCUGAGGAACGGCCUCAGUGACACCCCUCCCUCUCUCUCUCUCUCUCUCCCCUCCUCUCUCCCCUCUCUAUCUCUCCCCUCUCUAUCUCUCCCCUCUCUCUCUCUCUCCCCCCUCUCUCCCCUCCCCUGUCUCCUCUACCCUUUCCUCUCCCCUCCUUCCCCUUUCCCACCCUCUCUCUACCACCCUCUUUCUCCCCCCCGUUUUUCCUCCCCCUCUUUCCCUUCUCCCUCGCCUCUCUCUCUCCCCCCCUCUCUCUCUCCCCCUCUCUC